Messenger RNA from Drosophila obscura, 1211 nucleotides. RefSeq names its product vesicle transport through interaction with t-SNAREs homolog 1A (gene Vti1a). The coding region runs from base 104 to 793 and encodes 229 amino acids. The record is from RefSeq and is a predicted model, not a curated record. Gene Ontology annotation, biological process: retrograde transport, endosome to Golgi; vesicle fusion with Golgi apparatus; intracellular protein transport. NCBI's taxonomy places the organism in Eukaryota, Metazoa, Arthropoda, Insecta, Diptera, Drosophilidae. Gene Ontology annotation, cellular component: late endosome membrane; endoplasmic reticulum membrane; ER to Golgi transport vesicle membrane. Gene Ontology annotation, molecular function: SNARE binding; SNAP receptor activity. The transcript has 2 exons.
UACGCCAAUGUUUACGUUUUUACUUCAUUGCAAAAAAUAGCCCCCCAUAUUGUUGCUUAAACGCCCUAUUCUUCUGACUCUUCGCGUGUAACAUUAACAACAAAUGUCGCUGCUGGAACAGUACGAGCAGCAGUACGCGGCUCUGAUUGCGGAGAUAACGGCGCAUAUAGGGAGAUUGCAGCAGCAGAGCAGCAGCAGUGACCGUUACGAGCUGUGCAGCAAAAUCGAUGGCAGCCUGCCCGAGGCACAGGAGCUGCUGGAGCAGAUGGGCCUGGAGGUAAGAGAGCUGAAUCCCUCACAGCGAAGCAGCUUCAAUAGCAAGCUGCAGGUGGCCCAAGCCGAACUACGACGACUGCAGGCGGAGUACAAGCAAACAAAGGAUAAGCAGCCAAACGCCUUCACAACCUUGGACUUGGGUGGGGACGGUGACUUUUACGAGGAUGUGUCCAUUAAUAAUGACCAGCGACAACGCCUACUAGACAAUUCGGAGCAGAUUGAGCGCACUGGCAAUCGGCUGACCGAGGGCUAUCGCGUAGCCCUGGAGACCGAGGCUCUGGGCGCACAAGUACUGAACGACCUGCAUCAUCAGCGCGAAACUUUGCAGGGUGCCCGGGCACGUCUGAGGGAGACAAACGCCGAUCUCGGCCGUGCCUCCCGCACCCUGAACACCAUGGUGUUGAGAGCUCUGAGAGAGAAGGUUGUUUUAUACGGGGUAGGUGUGUGCUUCGUAGUCGCUGUGGGCGUCAGUUUAUAUCUCACCUUUGCCCCGAGUUCCUCGGCUGCCAGAUCGUAGUAAGCCCAAUGAUAAACCAAUUGAUAUGAUAUAGUUUGAGUAUAGCUUAUCACUAGAGACGUAUUGACGCAUUCCUGUUUUGUGAAUUGAUUAUUUAUUAUUUGUUUAGAAUAUCUUACGUCUACGAGUAUUCCAGUGUGUAAAGGAAAAGUUCCCAACGGCUAAUCCUAGUGGGAGAAAGCUGCAAAGACUUACGCACUAAUCUACAUAUGUACGAGUACUUUUUAUUUGGCAAUACGCGGCGCCUAGAUACCUACUACUCCUAUUCUAUGACUCAUGUUAAAAGUUUGGUGUUUCGUGUUCAUUUUAGGGACGUAUCUUGCAUUAAUUCGUAAAAAAAAAACAACCAAAGGUGAAUAGGCCCAUAAUGCACCUACAAUUCGCAUCGUUAAUAAAUAAAAAAUAAAUAAAAAAUGCA